GUGAGGCCAUAGGUGAAAUAGGUUCCGUAGUCCAAUUAAUUGACAUUUGUGGUUGCUACGUCGUUGUAGUGAUCACCAUCAGGUUGCAUGUUCGUCUUACGCCUACGAGGUAGCUGCAGACGAAGGGUAAAAAAAAAUCACUUUUUUCUUACAUUUCUGUCCACUAGCUCCCACAACAAAAGCUGCACAUUCUUAAGGAGCUCUCCAACAUGGCGCCUGCACAAUCUAUAAACUUAAGUCGGAGCUAUUUCUCCGUCUUAAUCUCCCGCAUUCAGCGUAUUGGUCGAAACAGCCACAAGCUGCACACGAGUUAACGGAGCUAAAGAAAUGGUAGGAAUUAUGUUUUACGUGCAGGGAUAUCUUUCAUAUAGUUUCAGCCACAGCUAUUCAAACGCACUGUAUAUGAAACUCAAGUUAACUCUGUUGCAGAACCCGAACACUGAUUGGUGAAGAGCGCAAAUCUCUCUGCUGAUUGUCGCGUCGCCUAUGGACAACACUGCUGUAAAUCGCAACUUUUCUAGCACAACAAAAUAAAAUAUCCGCACGCAAUAUACGCAAAGACAAACUUCAUUUUCCAUCGACACUUUUUUUUUUUUUUUUUGCUGCCGGGUCAGCUAUAUUUCAAACACAUUUUAGCGGCUGAUGGAUGACGACCAGUUUCACGAAGUUUGAAGCGGAGUUUCGGAACGGGUGUCAUUGUAACUUUUACCGCCGACGACAGCGUGUGAAUACGUAGUAUGCACGUGACGUCACAUCCGCUGCUGUCGUCUGCUUCCGCUACCUUCCGCUACCUUCCGCCAUCUUGGUGAACCUAAUGAACAGGCGCACCGCCGUAAACCGCAAGUCGCGGAGUAUCCCUGAACGACGUACGUGCAUACUAUGUGUACGACCUCGCAGGUACAGCAAAUCGUCGCCACCGCAGACGGCUGACAACAAGACCGAGGUCUUCAUCCAGCUCGAAGUGACGUUUGUGGGCGACAUACGGGAGGCGGCGCUGAGCAGCUUCGAGCUUCACGCCUGGGUGUCGCUGCUGUGGCGCGACUCGCGCGUCAACGCCGAGAUCCUGCGCCAGCUGGGCCACCGCAUCAUGCCCGAGUUCUUGGAGCGUAGCGUGUGGCGGCCCAGCGUCGUCUUCGAGGGCGUCGGCGAGGUGGCCCGCUGGGACGAGCCGGACGUCUUCGUCAGGGACGACGACUUCCUGCUGUCUCGCCAGAGAACCGUCUUCCAGGUCCUGUGCCUGGGCCAGCAGAACAACGUCAUCCUGGGCGUGACCGUGUGCAGCCUGGUGGUCAAGCUGCUCCACGAAGCCGACAGCGUGCCCAGCCUCGUCUGGAUCGGCAACGACACGGCGAGCCCGUUGCGCGGGCAGUACGACAGCGUCACCGUCCACGGGGACGUGCGGCCGUUCCUCCACACGCUCGUCAAGGUCGAGCCCGUUCAGCGCGACGACGCUUCCGCCGUAGGGGGCGCUCCCGCGGUCGUGGCCGACUUCCACUUCUCCAAGGUGACGUGGUCGUUCCUGCUGUCCACCUACGUGCCGUCCACCAUGGUGGUGGUCGUCUCCUGGAUCGCCUUCUGGAUGGACGUCGGUGCGGCCGCCUGCCGGGUCACGCUGGCCGUCGCCUGCCUGCUCAUGCUGAUCGCGCAGGUCGGCCACAACCGCAUCGCCAGCCCGCACGCCUCGCAGCUGCAGCCCGGCGACGUCUGGUUCUUCGUGAGCGCCGUGGCCGUCUUCUGCAGCCUCCUGGAGUUCGUGGCGGCCCACGGCGCCUACCGCGACCAGGCCCGGGCGCAGGGCGCCGGCGCGACCGGCGCGUCGGCCGUGACCGAGCCCCGCUACCGCGUCUACCGCAAGCCGCCCACCAUGAGCGCGCUGACGGUUGUGUGCGACGCGGCGAGCCAGACGGAGCUCUCGUACCGCGCCUACCGCGCCAACGAGCUGGACGUUCUCGCGAGGGUCAUCUUCCCGAUCGCGUUCACGCUCGUGGCGUCCAUAUAUUUCCUGUGGUACGCGGCGUCGUACGAGUGAGCGGAGACAAAGCGGGGACUUCUUUCUUCCUUCUGCUCCUUGUGGACAGGCGUGGACGUCUCCUGCGGCCCCCUUGGCACGUGUGCUUAAACACUGCAAGAAUGUUGAACUUUACUUUCUUUUUACUGUAAUAGUUGUGUUAAAAAGCAUUAUUGCGUUGGAAGGCUCAUUACCUUGUACGUAAUCGCGCACUUUGUGUAUGCUGGUAAACAGCUUUAUAG
This is a messenger RNA of Dermacentor andersoni, 2250 nucleotides long. Its product is annotated as glycine receptor subunit beta-type 4-like. Gene Ontology annotation, biological process: monoatomic ion transmembrane transport. Gene Ontology annotation, molecular function: transmembrane signaling receptor activity; extracellular ligand-gated monoatomic ion channel activity. NCBI's taxonomy places the organism in Eukaryota, Metazoa, Arthropoda, Arachnida, Ixodida, Ixodidae. Gene Ontology annotation, cellular component: membrane. The record is from RefSeq and is a predicted model, not a curated record.